CAGUCGCAUCUCGCUAUUCGUGCAGGGAGUUGUAUACGAGUCGCUUUCUGUAAUACGUAUACAAAGCAUAGCCUGAAGAAGAAAACGAUGCGCUAUUAUCAAAAAAUGAAAAACUGAAAGAGAAGAGUGAAAGAAAAAGAGGGAAGGGUGAAAGAAAGGGAAAAGAGAGAGAGCGGGAACAAGAGGAAGAGAAAAAGAGAAGAGCGUAAAGAGUCAAGCUUCUUGCCGACUUAACGUGAAAGACCGUGUAUCUUCAGUGCAUAGCGUAGAAACGCACGGUGUCUCUCGUAACCGGCAUAUCACGACGCGCGCACCGGCAAUCGCCUUUGUCUGUCCGCCACACUACGCAAAUUCCGAGUGACAAAUAUCGCUGAAUAUGUCAGACGACAAUUCACCUGUUGUUGAAGAACAGAAAAAAAAACGAGGUCGGCCAGCGAAAACAGAUAAGAAUACUGUUAAAGAACCAAAAAAGAGAGGAAGACCAACUUCAGAAAAAUAUAAUGCAGUACGUGCAACAAAAUCUGAUAAUGAGGAUGAUGCCCCACCAGGACCUGUUAAAAAGGGUAGAGGUCGACCGAAAGGUUCACAUAAGAAAAAACAAGGUCCACCAAAAGGCAUAACUCCUUCAGGUCGAGGACGUGGUAGACCAAAAAAAGUGGAAGAGAAACCUGAAAGUACUGGAGAAGAAGAAGAUGAACAGGAAGAGGAAGAAGAAGAGGAGGAAAAUUGAACAAUAUGAAAUCAUCUGUUUUAUCUAAAACAUUUUUGCUAAUUAUUCAAUCUUUGUGUUAAAAUUAUUUUUUAUAUUAUGCAAAUAUCAAAAAGUGAAUUUAGUGAGAAUGAUAAAUAAUUUCUUAAAAAGAAAGAUUUUGUAUAUUGAGAAUUAUUUGGGAUAUUAUAUAUUUGCAUAUUUCACAUUUGGGGAAGUGAUCAUAAAUUUAUAAAAUAUGUGAAAUAAUUUUAGUUCACUAAAAUACUUUUUGUAUUAGGUAUUAUUCUUUAAUUGCAAGAAAAUGUAAGUUCUAAUCGCGCCAAGUUUCCAUCAAAAUAUCUAUGUUUCAUAAAUUAAUUUAAAAUUCCUAGAUGCAUUUAAAAAUUUUGUAUUUUAUAAGGUAUAUUAUAUGGUCUUACUUGCAUCACUUUUCCACUACCUCCUCUACUUCUAUAUCUUAUGCUAUAAUUCUAUAACACAAGAUGAUGUACCAUUAUAAGAGAUAGAACACAAACAAGGGAAUAUUAGCAUUUUUGAAACAAGCAUAUGUGUGAAUGUCAAAUUUGUAUUAAAGUAAAUAAAUUCAUGAAAUACUCUUAUUA
Molecule: messenger RNA, 1314 nt
Organism: Vespula pensylvanica (western yellowjacket)
Lineage: Eukaryota; Metazoa; Arthropoda; Insecta; Hymenoptera; Vespidae
Gene: D1
Product: ABC transporter F family member 4
Exons: 3
Coding region: 377-730 (117 amino acids)
Molecular function (GO): DNA binding
Source: RefSeq, a predicted model, not a curated record